Messenger RNA from Tachysurus vachellii, 2654 nucleotides. RefSeq names its product poly(A) binding protein, cytoplasmic 1a (gene pabpc1a). Gene Ontology annotation, molecular function: RNA binding. The transcript is spliced from 15 exons. The record is from RefSeq and is a predicted model, not a curated record. NCBI's taxonomy places the organism in Eukaryota, Metazoa, Chordata, Actinopteri, Siluriformes, Bagridae. The coding region runs from base 393 to 2291 and encodes 632 amino acids. Gene Ontology annotation, cellular component: ribonucleoprotein complex.
CCGUCCCUCUUCCGUUUAAUGCUGUGGUGAGCGCGUGUGCCCCGGAACCUCGGCACACAUCUUAUUAAAAAAAAUCAAAAAUACAAAAAAAUUACAAAACAGAAAAUCAACAAAAAAUCUAUUUUCGUCUUUGUAACCGAGACUUUGGUGAAGCAGCGAAGAUUCCCAGCUUUAGCUAACGGUUAGCGUACUGAGUUAGCAUUUAGCAGCGGAUUAGCUUAGUGUGCUAACAGAUUAGCAUUAGCUUAGCUAUCUCAGAGCAGCUCGGUGGUUUUAAUGUGUUCAUUUUAGCCAAAUUAAAGUUAAUUACAGUUCGGUUUGUGACCCAAAUCGCUUUGUUUGCGUUAAAGUGAUAGACGUGAGUUUGGCGUGUAAAACGUGUGUAGUUGAGGAUGAACCCCAGCGCUCCCAGUUACCCCAUGGCGUCUCUGUAUGUGGGGGAUCUGCACCCGGACGUGACCGAAGCCAUGCUGUAUGAGAAGUUCAGCCCCGCAGGUCCCAUCCUGUCCAUCCGCGUGUGCAGGGACAUGAUGACACGCCGCUCGCUCGGUUACGCCUACGUCAACUUCCAGCAGCCCGCAGACGCUGAGCGAGCUCUGGACACCAUGAACUUUGACGUGAUUAAAGGACGUCCUGUACGCAUCAUGUGGUCUCAGAGAGACCCCUCACUGAGGAAGAGUGGUGUCGGAAACAUUUUCAUCAAGAACCUUGACAAGUCCAUCGAUAACAAGGCUCUGUAUGACACCUUCUCAGCAUUUGGGAACAUCUUGUCCUGCAAGGUGGUUUGUGAUGAAAACGGCUCUAAGGGUUAUGGCUUUGUGCACUUUGAGACCCACGAGGCUGCAGAGAGAGCAAUAGAGAAAAUGAACGGCAUGCUGCUCAACGAUCGCAAAGUGUUUGUUGGACGCUUUAAAUCCCGUAAAGAGCGCGAGGCGGAGAUGGGAGCUCGUGCCAAAGAGUUUACAAAUGUCUACAUUAAGAACUUUGGUGAGGACAUGGAUGAUGACAAACUCAAAGACAUCUUCAGCAAAUAUGGUCCUGCACUGAGUAUUCGGGUCAUGACAGACGAGAGUGGAAAAUCCAAAGGCUUUGGCUUUGUGAGCUUUGAGAGGCACGAGGAUGCCCAGAGAGCUGUGGAUGAGAUGAAUGGAAAGGAGUUGAAUGGGAAACAGGUGUAUGUGGGCCGGGCACAGAAAAAAGGUGAGCGGCAAACUGAACUGAAACGCAAGUUUGAGCAGAUGAAGCAGGACCGCAUGACUCGCUACCAGGGUGUCAACUUGUAUGUGAAGAAUCUGGACGAUGGUCUCGAUGAUGAACGUUUACGCAAAGAGUUUUCACCUUUUGGAACCAUCACCAGUGCCAAGGUGAUGAUGGAGGGUGGACGCUCAAAAGGCUUUGGCUUUGUGUGUUUCUCAUCUCCAGAGGAAGCUACAAAAGCAGUGACCGAGAUGAACGGGCGCAUCGUAGCCACCAAACCGCUGUAUGUAGCUCUGGCACAGCGCAAAGAGGAGCGUCAGGCUCACCUCACCAACCAGUACAUGCAGAGAAUGGCUAGUGUGCGCGCCGUCCCAAACCCUGUCCUUAACCCCUACCAACCCGCACCGCCAUCUGGGUACUUCAUGGCUGCCAUUCCUCAGGCUCAGAACAGAGCUGCCUAUUACCCAAGCAGUCAGUUGGCGCAGCUCCGCCCGAGUCCCCGCUGGGCCACACAGGGUGUUCGCCCACAGCACUUCCAGAACAUGCCGAAUGCCAUCCGUCCUGCAGCACCACGUCCACAGACCUUUGGGACCAUCCGCCCAACGGCCAAUCAGGUGCCGCGUAUGAUGGCGUCACAGCGCAUGACGUCUCAGCCACUAGGGCCACGCCCGGUCAGUGCAGGAGCCGCUACAGCUGCAGCACCAGUGCGAGCGGUGCAGCAGUACAAGUACACACCUGGAGUACGAAACACACAACAACACCUGGCCACACAAGUACCCCUGCCACAGGCUGCAGUGCAUGUGCAGGGUCAGGAGCCUCUCACAGCCUCCAUGUUGGCUGCUGCACCCCCACAGGAGCAGAAACAGAUGCUGGGUGAGCGUCUCUUCCCUUUGAUCCAGAACAUGCACCCGAAUUUAGCUGGUAAAAUCACCGGCAUGCUGCUGGAGAUCGACAACUCGGAGCUACUGCACAUGCUCGAGUCUCCUGAGUCUCUGCGCUCCAAGGUGGAUGAGGCAGUGGCUGUGCUGCAGGCUCACCAGGCGAAGGAGAACGCUCAGAAAUCAGUGAGCAGUGCAGCUGUUCCUGCUGUUUAAUCACAAAGGAGGAGCUUUAAUGAGAACAGAAUAAUUCAGCUGCUUCACCAAGACGGACAAGAAAAAAACAAAUACAAUUAAAUACAUUUAAACAUAGAAGAAAUCAGAAAAAUAGAUUUCAGAUGCAAAAAAAUCUUCUGCCAGGUCUGAACACGGGCCUCGAAUAUACAGAAAAUAUACACAAAAAAACAGAAAAAUGUAAAAAUUGAACUCAUUGAUCAUUCCUUUCGUUUUAAUUUCUUUUUCUUGCCGAGUGUGUGUGUGUGUGUGUGUGUGUGUGUGUGUGUGUGUGCGCGCGUCUCCUCACACUCAAUAGCUAAGCUUUUGGAACAUGUGAAUUGGAUUAAUAAAGAUUGAAAUGUU